Messenger RNA from Heterobilharzia americana, 204 nucleotides. Lineage: Eukaryota; Metazoa; Platyhelminthes; Trematoda; Strigeidida; Schistosomatidae. The record is from the annotation of a GenBank genome assembly.
AUGGCAGUUCAGGAAAGCAGUGCUUCUGUGGAUGAUCAUGUAGAUGAAGAGAGUUGUGGUCCACUACUAAUACAGAAGCUGGAAGAGGGACUUCAUUGGUCACCGUUUUCAGACUCACUACAUUUAGAAGUUCGAGGUCAUCUAAUUGUACUCUAUAAGAAAGGUGUGGCGUAUUUGAAAAACGUUCGCACAUCUAAGGGAUAA